Messenger RNA from Diatraea saccharalis (sugarcane borer), 3204 nucleotides. NCBI's taxonomy places the organism in Eukaryota, Metazoa, Arthropoda, Insecta, Lepidoptera, Crambidae. The record is from the annotation of a GenBank genome assembly.
AUGCGCGAGAUCGGCCGUGGGGGUUCAUUAGUAGCAGCCACCAUAGCGGCGUUACACAAUCGAGUCACCGUAGAUACGAAAAAUCUAACUGUUAAACCGCGAGUGAGUUCAAUUGAGACAAGAAAUAUCUUACGACCUGUAACCGAAGAAGACUUUCCGUACGAUCUGGCAAGACGCACAUCAGACUGCAGUGAACGACCUUUAUCAACAGCGUCAGAGGCCUCUGAACACGACUCUGCUUCCGUUCAGUCCAGCGAGGAACCGCCCCCACAAGAGAUGUCAUUUGUGCGGAGCCUCAUGUCCGACCGCGAAUAUUUGACCGAACCCUUUGACGAGGACGAGGAGCGCGCGGCGGCAGGCUACGUGCAUCCCGCCGUGCGCUCCUAUAUGUACUCGCCAAUGGGCGGUGACUCCGAUAGUCCUGAAGAGGCGACAGUGAAAUGCACAGCAUGGCCAGAAGGCGCAAUCGCAGCUCGACCAGAAUCCUCUUCCGACACCGAAUCGAGUUCUAGCGAAGAUGAUUCCGAAGGGCGAGAGUAUGAAAUGCAUAGUAAUGAUGCUGAUUAUCGGACACUGACUCCUAAUAGACGAUUGGAUAACUCGACCCGACGUGAUGAGGACUUUACGUGGAUGCCGACAGGACAGAAAAUAGAGGAACCUUUGCAACAAACAGAUAUGAAGGAAAGCGAAUAUUCAGGAGCUAGUUUAGAGAGAAGGCGCCGGCCGACGGGUGAUCGCAGUGACAGAGAUCGUAAAAGUCGAUCGUCAUUAUCGGCAGCGAAGCCUCCUCAGCACCCAUCUAGCGUUCGUGCAUCGCCUCGUCCGCGGCGUUCUCACAACGAAGACACUCCUCCAGAAUUGCAGAGGAGAUGGAACUCCUAUGAACACUUUCGUUGGCCAGAAGGGGGUUGGUGGCCCCCUAUGUGUUGGUGUCAUGGUCCGCCAGCGCCUCCGCCGUGUUGCAUGCAUGACCGCGCUUGGCCCUCACACCCUUCACUUCCACCGUCACCUGCGCGGCCGUACAAGAAUGACGCAGAAGAGCGUGUGCGUCGCCUGGAGGCGGAUAAAGAGAGUUUACAGCUACAGGUGCAGGUCCUGUCGGAACAGAUUGCAGCGCAGAAUGAGAAAAUGAAUGACCUGGAGCGAGCGCUCAUCGACGCGCGGCAACGACUCGACGAUGCUGACCAGAGGCUACAAAAGGAAAUGCUUCAACGUUCGUCACUUGAGACUCAGAAGUUGGAACUGCUGUCUAAACUGAGUGAGGUCCGUCUACGAGUAGCGGAGCGUGGCCUUCUUGAACGCUCGCCACCGCCGGAUGGUGCUGUCACAACGCUAGCUAGACCGGUACCGCCUAGGACACCACCCGCAAAUAACGGUCGUCAAAUCGAGCGGAACACGCACAUGUACUCGUCGUUGCCGCGCUCGUCGGUGUUGGCUGCAUCGGAGCGCGUCGCGUUCGGUAAACUGCCCACCAAUAUGGCGGGCGCACGUGGGCGCGGACACUCGGUGCCCAAUCUAGCGGAGAAAGAGGAAGCCAUACCGCGUGGUAGUCCUUCGCCCUCGUUGCGAGAAGUCCGCAGUAGACUCGGCAGUGGCGGCGGAGUAAGAUUAGAAGGUGAUGACGUCACGAGAGCAUCGUUGAGAGUGUCCGCGCCGAGGCCACGUAUGCAUCCUAUGCCUUGGCAAACGAUCGAUUUGAGACAGUGGGACUGUGAGACGACAUGCGGUUGGCUUGAAUCACUCGGCCUGGAGGUGUACGUGCCUGCGGCGAAGGCGUGGCUUGGCGCUACGGACACUCGUGGUGUCAUAGCGGCCGCAUCCCAACAAACCAUAGAGAAAGAGCUUGCCAUAAAACAUCCGCUACAUAAGAAGAAAAUAGUCUUAGCACUUACUGAUUUGUUGGGCGGGCACGGUGAUCCUAUGCUGACGGCGGCCGGUCAAGUGGACACUGCGUGGACGCUGCGAUGGUUGGAGGACGUGGGCGUGUGCGGUGCACGGGCGGCCGCCAGCGAGGCCGCGCUCGACGGCCGCCUGCUGCACCGGCUGUCGCACCACGAGCUGUACACGCACCUGCGCGUCACGCACGCGCUGCACGCGCUCGCUAUACGCCGCGGUAUUCAAGUAUUAAGAGAUAACAAAUUCAACCCCGAGACAAUGAUACGUCGAGCUGUAGAAGGCGAGACUACUAUCGUAAGCGGUAGCGACGCGGAAAGCGGAGAAGCGACCACACCGAGCCACGAGCUAGCGAGAUGGUCAUCUCACCGUGUAAUGCAGUGGCUUAAAGAAAUCGACCUCGCAGAGUACGCGCCCAAUCUGCGCGGAUCCGGAGUGCACGGUGGGCUAAUGUUGUUAGAGCCGCGGUUUACGGCUGAGCUACUGGCUGCGCUCCUCAACAUUCCCGCCUCCAAGACUUUGCUACGUCGGCAUCUCACGCAGAGAUUCAAUGAUCUGCUCGGGCGAGACGUGAUACAGCAAAAACGGAAUGCGGAACAGACACUAGGCUACCAGCCUUUGACUGCAACUACCAAAUAUAAGGUGCCAAAGAAGAGUCAGUUUUCGUUGAAAAGGAAGAAGAGUAAGGACGAGCUUGAUCUUGUGGAUCUCGUGUGUCCGCUGCACGACGACUCAGGUGACAUGCCCACGUCCCCAGUAAGUUGCUACUAACACCACUAAUCUACCGCUUUAUUUACAAAUAGGGAAUAUGCGUCUGAUUAAAAAAAGUUUUAAAUAUACGUAUUUAUUAAGAUGACUAUUGCUUUAGAAUAAAGUCUUUGUAUUUUUCAACAUUCAUUCAUUUUCGUUUUGAAAAUCAUUAUUAAAAAGUGCAAAACUUCAAAAUAUUCAAACGCAUUGCUACUUGUCAGAGCAAAUGUGACCAAAAUAUACAUGUAUAGGGAUGUCGUUGUUACAAAAUGUUAACGUCGAUGCAAUAACAUUAAUGUAUUGAGUCGCAAAGAUUACAAUUAAAAUGUUUUAGGCUUUCUUUUAAAAAAAAAAGAUCAAUAAAAUUGUUCCGCUCAUCCACUUAUAAUUUUUUUUUUAGUUCGUUUGAUAUUAAAAAAGCAAUAUUUUCUGUACGCAAAUCAGUAUUAUCAUUAGUAUAACUCACAUAGUUUGGAAACACAUGGCAUCUUAAUUUAUUAUUAUUGAGUUUGAAUAAACUUUUAUGUACCUAUUGGCAUAAAGAUAAAAUAAAAUUCCUUU